Molecule: messenger RNA, 915 nt
Organism: Monosiga brevicollis MX1
Lineage: Eukaryota; Choanoflagellata; Craspedida; Salpingoecidae
Exons: 5
Biological process (GO): heme biosynthetic process
Cellular component (GO): mitochondrion; membrane
Molecular function (GO): protoheme IX farnesyltransferase activity
Source: RefSeq, a predicted model, not a curated record
GAGACACAAUCCUGGGCCCCUACUAAGCAACUGGCUCUCAAAGAGCUGCCCGGUGCCUAUGCGCGCCUCACCAAGUUAAAACUCAGUGCCCUUGUCUUGCUGACUGAAAUGGGCGGUUUUGCCUUGGCUCCUGGAGCUUUUGAUUGGUCCGCUUUCGGGGUCACGGCCGCUGGCACGGCCCUCUGUGUGGCAGCUGCAAAUACGUACAAUCAGUGGAUCGAGAUUCCCUAUGAUGCACAAAUGCAGCGCACGAAGAAUCGGCCGCUGGUAAGCGGUGAAAUCAGCCCUUUCCGUGCCUGGAUGUUUGGCACGGCCUGCGGAAUUUCUGGCGUUGCGCUGUUGGCCGCUGCCGUCAACCCGACCGUCGCGCUGCUCGGGGCCGGCAACAUUAUUCUCUAUGCCGGUGUAUACACCCCGCUCAAGCGCCAUACGUUGUACAACACGUGGGUUGGAUCGCUUGUUGGGGCCAUUCCUCCGCUCAUGGGCUGGGCAGCAGUUACCGGCUCGAUUGAUCCCCAGGCGCUCGUGCUGGCUGGCGUGCUGUUUGCGUGGCAAUUCCCGCAUUUCAAUGCGCUGAGCUGGAAUCUUCGACCCGAUUACUCGCGUGCGGGCUAUCGCAUGAUGUCUGUGACUGACCCGAUGCUCUGCCGCCGCGUGGCUCUGCGCUACACCGCGGCCCUCUUUCCCAUCUGCAUUGGCUCGACGCUCAUGGGCUUGACGGACACAGCUUUUCUCGUUGAUUCCAGUCUGAUCAACGCGUAUUUUACCUACAAGGCCAUCCAGUUCUACCGCGAGGGUACUGAUACGUCUGCCCGCAAGCUCUUCUUUGCCUCCCUCUGGCAUCUACCUGCCACCAUGCUCUUGCUGCUUCUGCACAAGGCCACGGAUGGUCCACUGGCCCUACUGUUCAGCUAA